Yamadazyma jaroonii is the source of this 213-nucleotide messenger RNA. Lineage: Eukaryota; Fungi; Ascomycota; Pichiomycetes; Serinales; Debaryomycetaceae. The record is from the annotation of a GenBank genome assembly.
AUGAUCGGUAAACUUAUUCAUUAUGGUGCAGAUUUAGUGUUAGUUUCAACUGCAUUGGCAGGAUUGAAAAGAAGUAGCGGUUUAACUCCAAAUUUAGAUAGUCAAUCUAAAGAUAUUCAAUAUUAUAGUAACAUGUACUUAGAUAUCGGAGAAAAAAUAUUGGAUUACUCAACUGCUUAUUGUUCAUCAUCAGAUUAUUUCAAACGUAGAUGA